Molecule: messenger RNA, 1545 nt
Organism: Penicillium samsonianum
Lineage: Eukaryota; Fungi; Ascomycota; Eurotiomycetes; Eurotiales; Aspergillaceae
Product: putative MFS hexose transporter
Exons: 2
Coding region: 1-1545 (514 amino acids)
Biological process (GO): transmembrane transport; carbohydrate transport
Cellular component (GO): membrane
Molecular function (GO): carbohydrate:proton symporter activity
Source: RefSeq, a predicted model, not a curated record
AUGGCUCCUGCCGCCGCCCAUGCCGCCGAGGGCAUUAUCUCGUCCAUUGACGUGAAUUCUAUGCCGCCUUUCUGGCGGCGCAAGAAUGGCAUUCUGCUAUACUUUCUGCUCACUUCGUCCCUACUAGCAAGUGCGGCUCUGGGCAUUGAUGGAUCCAUGACAAAUGGCAUGCAAGUCUUGGAAUCCUGGCAAAAUCGAUUUGGACAUCCAGAAGGCGCUACAUUAGGUUUUUUUGGAGCCUCUAACGCCAUUGGCGGUGUCAUCCCAUUUAUUUUCCUCGGUUGGAUUAGUGAUAAGUACGGUCGUCGCCUACCUACUGCGUUAGGGUCUGUCAUUAUCAUUGUUGGUGUGAUUGUCGAGUUCUUUGCCACUUCUUUGAACAUGUACAUUGGCGGCAAGAUCGUUCUCGGUGUGGGGUCAUCGCUCAUCCAGAUGGGCGCACCCGUCUUAAUCACAGAGCUGUCCCACCCCAAGGAACGUGUACAAGUCACCACUUUCUACAACACCUCCAUCGUUCUUGGCUAUGUGAUUGGAGCCUGGGCAACAUUUGGUUGUUACAGGAUCACCAGUCAGUGGUCAUGGCGGCUCCCUACUUUGAUCCAAAUUGUCCCCUCGGCCUACCAAUUCUGUCUCAUUUGGUUCUGCCCCGAGUCUCCCCGUUGGUUGAUUGCAAAGGGUCGUGUCCAGGAAGCCCGCCAGAUCCUCAUCAAGUUCCACGGUGAAUGUGACCCCAACUCGGAACUGGUUGCCGUGGAGUGCGCCGAAAUCCAGCAGACUAUCGACAAGGAAGCAGAGAACAACAUGAGCUGGAAGGACUUCUUCUCCUCUCGCGCCAACCUCAAGCGCCUGUUCCUCUGCUUCGCUACAGCCGUUUUCAGUCAGAGCUCGGGCAACCUGCUCGUCUCGAAUUACUUGACCCAGAUCCUGAAAGACACGGGCCUCAAGACCCAGUCCGAAAUCACGCUUAUGAACGGAAUGGUCACUCUCUGGCAGUAUGUUGUCGCGAUCUUCGUUGCACUGGUCAUCGAUAAAUUCCGCCGUCGCUUCUUCUUCCUGACCGGUUCCGGUGGUGUUCUUGUCACUUUCGUUGUCUGGACAAUCGCUGCCCAGCAGUACCUUGAGCACAACUCUUUGGUGGCCGGUCGUGUUGUGAUCGCUUGUAUCUUCUUUUUCCAGGCCUUCUACACUUUCGCUUGGACCAAUCUGAUCGUUACUUAUCCGCUGGAGGUUGUGACGCUUCAGAUGCGCGCUAAAACAUGGGCAUUUGUCCUUCUCACCAUCCAGGUGGCAUCUAUCUUCGGAAGUUAUGUCAACCCUAUUGGCUUAAAGAAUCUUGGCUGGAAGUUUUAUAUCUAUUACUGUGUCUGGGUGCUUGUUGUCUUCCUCGUGGUCUACUUUUUCUUCGUUGAGACGGCCGGUCCUACGCUUGAAGAACUCGCCUAUCUGUUUGAGGGCGAAGAUGUCAAACGUGGAAUGGUUGACAAGGUCGCGGUGCAAAAGGAACAAGUACAAUAUGAAGAGCAUGUGGAGACCAAGUCGGCGUGA